Molecule: messenger RNA, 1401 nt
Organism: Penicillium manginii
Lineage: Eukaryota; Fungi; Ascomycota; Eurotiomycetes; Eurotiales; Aspergillaceae
Exons: 4
Coding region: 1-1401 (466 amino acids)
Molecular function (GO): CoA-ligase activity
Source: RefSeq, a predicted model, not a curated record
AUGUUUGCGACUAAUCGUAUUGGAGGUCUUAUCUCCGGUGCUUCGCCAGCCUAUAACGUGGAGGAAAUGACCUACGCAUUACAAACCGCCCAGGCCAAGGUUAUUAUGACAGCAGCCUCAUCUCUUUCGGUCGCAGUGCCAGCUGCCAGAAAUGCGGGGAUCUCAAAUUCUCAAAUCAUACUUCUCGAGGGUCAGGCUGAUGGUUUCUGGACCAUCAAGGAUCUUUUUGCAUUUGGCCAGGAAUAUCGCGAUGAUCAAGUAAUUCCUUAUCAAAUCCCGACAGGAAUGACUAACCAGAAUGUCUGUGGAUUCCUGAGCUUCAGCAGUGGAACUACUGGUCUUCCAAAAGCAUGUUUGCAAAUUUCCCAGAUAACUGCAGAUAAUCAUACCAAGGUUCUAGCAGUUCUGCCGCUUUUCCAUAUCACGGGUCUUGUACAUCAGAUGCAUCUCCCUCUAUUCAGAAAUUCAGAAGUUUACAUGCUUCCCAAAUUCACCAUGCAAAAUAUGUUAGAAACCGUGGUUGAAUAUCAAAUCUCCGAGAUGCUUCUUGUUCCGCCUAUCUUGAUUCGCCUUCUACGUGACCCAAUCGUACAGAAAUACGACCUUUCUCAUGUUCGCAAAUUUUCUUCUGGGGCAGCUCCAUUAUCGGCAGAAGUUAUACAGGCGCUGAAGAGCCGUUUCCCCAAUGCCGGUUUCAAACAGGGCUAUGGCAUGACAGAAUCGUGCAGCUGCAUUGCAGCACAUCCGUUGGAGAAAUCUACAUACGAGUACGCACACCGAGUUGGAACCAUCGUUGCGAGUACCGAAGUAAAGAUAGUGGAUCCCGAGACGGGCAAGGAGCUUGGCUAUGAUGUACCUGGAGAGAUCUUUUCACGAGGUCCACAGAUUGUAAUGGGUUAUCUUAACAAUGAAAAGGCCACUCGAGAAACCUUCGACGCCGAUCAAUGGCUUCACACUGGCGAUAUUGGAUUCAUUGAUUCAGAAGGUUUCAUUACGAUAACCGAUCGGAUCAAAGAAAUGAUCAAAGUCAAGGGCAUCGCAGUGGCCCCUGCGGAGUUGGAAGACCUCUUGCUUGGACACCCAAUUGUUGAGGAUGUGGCCGUGGGUGCCAUUCCGGAUGAAUAUACAGGCCAGCGACCAAAGGCGUAUGUUGUUCUUAAACAGGAUAUUCACCAGAAUAAGACUCCUGAUCAGAUUCGGUCAUUGCUGAAAGUUAUUAUUGACUACGUUCGAGAGAACAAAGUCCGCCACAAAUGGAUCACCGAAGCUGAGAUGCUGGACGAAAUCCCCAAAAGUGCCAGUGGAAAGAUACUUCGCAGGAUGCUACGAAGGAUGGAGAAUGAAGGAAAUACGAACGGGCGUCUCAUAGCUACUAGUGGGGAUAUUAGAGCCAAAAUUUGA